Drosophila erecta is the source of this 2239-nucleotide messenger RNA. RefSeq names its product plasminogen activator inhibitor 1 RNA-binding protein (gene vig). Gene Ontology annotation, cellular component: cytoplasm; nucleus. Lineage: Eukaryota; Metazoa; Arthropoda; Insecta; Diptera; Drosophilidae. The transcript is spliced from 4 exons. Gene Ontology annotation, molecular function: RNA binding. The coding region runs from base 196 to 1686 and encodes 496 amino acids. The record is from RefSeq and is a predicted model, not a curated record.
UGUGUGCGUGAUUUGGCCCAUGUGCGUGUGGAAUCGCGUGAGGCAGUGUGUGUAGGUAAUACUAGCAGCGAGGCGAAGAAGAAACACUGAAAAUUAAGGUUAGAGAGCAGCAGCCACCAAACAGCCAGCAGAAAAAAAACAGGCAAUUAAAGCGGCAGCCAGCUAGCAACGAAAAGCACACCCACCCACAAAAUCAUGGACAGCGCCGGUAAAAAUCGUUAUGAACUUUUGUUCAUGGACGACGAUGUCAGCGAUCCAUUAGAUAAUCUUGUGGCGCCGACGGCCGCCGCUGCUGCAGCAGCAGCAGCUGGCAAGAAGAAGCAGACGUCAGCUGCUGCAGCGGCCACCAAAACGACCGCCAAGGUGGCCAACAGCAACAAUAAUAAGGCGACCGCAGGAUCCAAUAUCGGUGGACCCAAUGCCAAGAAACCAAAUCAGGCCGAAAAGGAGAACAAGCCCAACAAUGCUUUAAACAAGACCGAUGGCAAGAAGUUCAACCCAUCAUCAGCCGACAAACAGUUCAACAAUAAUGCCAGCAACAACAGACAACCGGGUGCUCCACGGCAAGGAGGUGGCGCCAACCGUACACGUGAAUUUGGCAGCGGUCAAGGACAGGGUCAAGGACAGGGUCAAGGACAAGGACAAGGUGGUGGCCAGCAGCAGCGCAGCGUUAACUUCCGUCAACAGAAUGGCAAUGCCGAGACUCGUGAGCAGCGCAACAAUCGCCGCAAUGUUCGCGAAAACGGUGGAGCACCCGAUGGCGGCCAGCAGUCGCGACCUUACCGCGGCCCAGGCGGCGGUCAAGGUGCUGGCGGAGAUCGUCCCCAGCGCCAGAACCGCAACUACGAUGGCCAGAACAGGAAGCGCGAAUUCGAUCGCCAGUCGGGUUCCGAUAGAACUGGUGUGAAGUCAAUUGACAAACGCGAAGGAGCUGGUUCCCACAACUGGGGAUCGGUCAAAGAGGCUAUUGAUGAUGUGAACAAGAACGAAAGCGAGACCAAUGUGACCAAUGCUGAGGCUGGCGCCAAGGCCGAGGAAUCGGGCACUGAACCACAGAGCGAGCAGGCUGUUGCCGAGGAGGAGGCCAAAGAGCUGACCUUGGACGAGUGGAAGGCACAGCAAGGACAGCGCAUUAAGCCGACCUUUAACAUCCGCAAGGCUGGAGAAGGUGAGGACACCACACAAUGGAAGAAAAUGGUCGUCUUAACCAGCAACAAGAAGAAGGAGAACGACAGCGAAGAGGAGCUCGAGUACGAUCCUGCCCUUUAUCCACAGCGUGUGGGCAGGCAGCAGCGCGUCCUGGACAUUCAGUUUAACUUCAAUGAUGGUCGCCGUGGCGGACCAGGCGGUUUCGGAGGUCGCGGUGGCCGUGGAGGUCCAAGACCCGGCGGAUUUGAUCGCGGACCACGCAGCGAGGGCGGCAAUCGCGAUGGCGGCAACCGUGAGGGUGGCCGAGACAACCGUGAGGGUGGUGGAAACCGUGGCCCACGGGAUGGCCAGCAGCAUAAUAACGAGGGUGGUGCUUCAACCGCUCAAAAUCAGAGGCCACCCAUCGAUCGUCGCGGGCCGGGAAACAACCAAAACAACAAUCAGAACAGCGGUCCAGGGCAGAAUAAGCGUUUUGAGCGACAACAGAAUACCGCUCCCAAGGUCAACGAUGAGCUUCAGUUCCCCACUCUGGCUUAAAUCGAUUGUUUGAGCAGGAGUAGUUCCUCAAAUUGCAGUUUUGGUGACUGACGAUGGAGAAUGAAUGCAGCAGCAAGUUACCAAAAUGAAAUCUUAUAAAUUACGUAUAUCACAGACAAGAAACUUUUUAAAAAACCUAAAACAAAAAAAAGGGGGAAAUUACGAAACAAUUGUAGCCGCCAUAUAAGCCAAAAGCAACAAAAAAUACCAACCAACAAGCUAAGCAAAAAAUGGAUAAUAAAUUAUACAUAUGUUUAAAAAUAUAUGAAAAGAGAACACACGAAAGAAAAGCAAUUUUAGUUUAUACGCGGCCAACUAAUCAGAUUUUACCCGAUAAAAUCGCGAUCAAGCAAGUGACCUCGUGUAAACUAGUCAGUGUCAGGCUAAGUCAUCCUCAUUAUGGAUUUUAUAUCUAGUAACUGCUGUUCACGAUACGAGAUUUAUUUCGAGAUUUUUUCUAAAACGGCAGGGGCGGUCAUAGAAGUUGUUUUUUUUGCAUCAACCAGAACCUGAUGUAGUUGUUUUUUUUUUUUGUUAUUACCACUCAUUUAAU